AUGUCAAAGGUCAAUGAGAAGCAAAGAAACUUCACAAUCCCCUUAAUUUUGGGCUCUACUUUGUUCAGGAUCGGAUUCUUCUUAUUCGGUUUAUAUCAAGAUGCUCAUAUGGAGGUUAAAUACACAGAUAUAGAUUAUCUAGUGUUUAGUGAUGCUGCUAAAUAUGUUUAUGAAGGAGGUUCACCAUACCAAAGAGAAACGUAUCGUUAUACACCGUUAUUGGCUUGGUUAUUGAUACCCAAUGCUGUUGAUGAAAAGCUAUAUUCAUUUGGUAAAAUUUUAUUCAUUAUUAGUGAUUUAAUUACUGGUGUAUUAAUACUCAAAAUUUUAGAUCUGAUCAAUAUUUCUCAAUUGAAAAAAUUGAUUUUGAGUUCUAUUUGGUUAUUGAAUCCAAUGGUUAUUACUAUAAGUACUAGAGGAAGUUCUGAAAGUGUUUUAACUGUGUUUAUUAUGGCCUUUGUCUAUUUAUUGAUCAAACAAAAAGUUAUUUUAAGUGGUCUUUUCGCUGGGUUAGCUAUUCAUUUCAAAAUUUAUCCAAUUAUUUAUAUUCCAACUGCUGUGAUAUACCUUUCCAAUACUAGUAAUUCCAAAGGUCCAUAUUAUAUUUUGGCAUUAAUUAAUAAAAAAUCAAUAUUGUUCACAAUUUCAUCAGUGAUUUCAUUCACUUCAUUAGGUACAUUAAUGUACAAGAUUUAUGGUUAUGAGUUUUUAGAACAUUCAUAUAUUUAUCACUUAUCAAGACUUGACCAUAGACAUAAUUUUUCAGUCUAUAACAUUUCAUUAUACUUUGCAUCAGCUUUAAAAUCCACAACAAAUUUUGAAAAAUUUACAUUAGAUUUUACAACUUUAGCAUUUUUACCACAAUUAGUUAUAUCAGCAAUUAUUUUACCAUUUGUGUUUACAAAAAAAAGUUUAACAACUACUUUAUUUUUACAAACUUUGACAUUUGUCACAUAUAAUAAAGUUAUGACUUCACAAUAUUUUAUAUGGUUUUUAAUUUUCUUACCAUUUUCAUUAAGAAAUUCAAAAUUAUUAGGAGAAAAUAAAGUCCAAGGUAUCACAUGCUUAUUAUUAUGGAUCAUUUCACAAUCAUCAUGGUUAUUCUUUGCAUAUAAACUAGAAUUUUUGGGAGAAAAUACAUUCUUCCCUGGAUUAUUGUUAAGUUCAAGCUUUUUCUUCUUAUCAAAUAAUUAUGUUUUGGGUACUUUUAUAGAUGAUUUGAACAGAAAUUUGAUAUCAGAUGGUAUCUAA
Molecule: messenger RNA, 1251 nt
Organism: Hansenula ciferrii
Lineage: Eukaryota; Fungi; Ascomycota; Saccharomycetes; Phaffomycetales; Wickerhamomycetaceae
Gene: GPI14
Product: glycosylphosphatidylinositol-alpha 1,4 mannosyltransferase I
Exons: 1
Coding region: 1-1251 (416 amino acids)
Biological process (GO): GPI anchor biosynthetic process
Cellular component (GO): glycosylphosphatidylinositol-mannosyltransferase I complex; membrane
Molecular function (GO): GPI mannosyltransferase activity; alpha-1,4-mannosyltransferase activity
Source: RefSeq, a predicted model, not a curated record